UGGCGGAAAACGAACUCAAAUGGUACGAUAUCUUGGAGGUUCUUUUUGGAACCAUUCUUAGCUUUGCCGACCCUGUCACUGAUAUUCUUACACUGGUGGAAUUCUACCGCGCAAAUCACAAGACGUGGUUCGAUGUGGGGCUUGCAUUCAUUAUUUUGCCAAGUUUUUCUUUUCGCUAACUUAGUCUUUGAAGAAGACAGAGGCCAGUGUACGGUUUGGAAAUACACACGUGUUUUAGUCCUUGGAUGCAGUCCACUCCUUCCGGGCUGGAUGAAACUGCAAACGCUUAUUUUCUACCUAAAGAAGUUACUAAAACUCAGACAAGGUGGUAACACCGAUCAAACGGUUGAAAACUUGGAUGAUCUACUAAAGGCAAGCAAAUUUGCUGUUCUGACCGAGGCCGCUCUUGAAUCAGCUCCUCAGAUUAUUAUUCAGUUAUACGCCAUGGCUGUUCAACAGGAAUCGGUGACGAUCGUUCAAAUGGUUUCCCUGCCCGUGCCUUUCCUCAGCUUGGCUUGGGCGUCUAUUGUUGUUGAUGAUUGUAUUCACAGUGACGAAGGAGACCUCAAUUUCAGUUUGAAAGAUAGAGUUUUACUUUUUGUAACGCACUUAUUUAUUUUAAGCAGUCGACUGUUUGCAAUUGCUUUGUUCACUGUAAGCUACAUGUGGUGGGUUAUCAGUGUUUUGAUCUUUCACUGUACGGCCAUGACUAUAUGUGACACGACCAUUUGGCUUUGUAGUCAACGAAGCUUUGCCUGCGAAGACUUAUUUAUAACAGUUUUAAUUUCCUGCUUCCACUGGUUACGAGAUGAUUUGUCAAUGAUAGUAGGAGACGACGAAACAGAAAACAGUCAGAUUAAACAUUUUAGAAGAAUGCACUUGGUCUCCAACGUGCUGUUUGUGCUAAGUACCCCCCAUUUGAAGACUUAA
This is a messenger RNA of Porites lobata, 930 nucleotides long. The record is from the annotation of a GenBank genome assembly. Lineage: Eukaryota; Metazoa; Cnidaria; Anthozoa; Scleractinia; Poritidae.